AUGGAUACGCAGAACGCGGAACAAUAUGGACAUGUAGUUGAGGUACAUGGUAAAAUCUGUGGUUCAGCACUGUGUGGAUUCUCUGAUGUUAAUACCAUGUCGAAGGAUGCACAGGAGAGAUCAGCAUCGAUGAGGAAACUGUGCGUUGCAGUUGUCCUUUGCAUCAUUUUUAUGGCUGUCGAGGUUGUCGGAGGCAUUAAAGCCAACAGUCUUGCAAUUUUGACAGAUGCAGCUCAUCUACUAUCAGAUGUUGCAGCUUUUGCAAUAUCCUUGUUUUCACUUUGGGCAUCAGGAUGGGAAGCUAAUCCACGCCAGUCGUAUGGUUUUUUCAGAAUUGAGAUACUUGGUGCAUUAGUUUCUAUCCAAAUGAUAUGGCUUCUAGCUGGUAUCCUUGUUUAUGAAGCCAUUGCUCGUCUUAUACAUGAUACCGGUGAAGUUCAAGGCUUCCUCAUGUUUAUCGUGUCUGCAUUUGGAUUAGGAGUGAACCUCAUCAUGGCAUUCUUGUUAGGUCAUCAUGACGUCCACGGCCAUAAUCACAAAGAGCAUACACAUGAUAUACAUGGAAUAAGUGUUAGCCGGCACCAUCACCAUAAUGAGGGACCUUCGAACCAAGCACAUAACGCUGAUCAUCACACUGCUGUGCCUCUACUUAAAGAUUCCUGUGAGAGUGAAGGUGAAAAGAAAAAGAAGCAGUGGAAUAUUAAUGUGCAGGGGGCUUAUCUUCAUGUAUUAGGAGAUUGUAUUCAGAGCAUAGGGGUCAUGAUUGGAGGAGCUAUUAUAUGGUAUAAACCAGAGUGGAAAAUCAUUGAUCUAAUUUGCACACUCAUUUUCUCCGUCAUUGUUCUUGCCACAACUAUUAAGAUGAUUCGGAAUAUUCUUGAAGUAUUAAUGGAGAGCACACCGAGAGAAAUUGAUGCAACAACACUUGAGAAGGGGCUUUGUGAGAUGGAGGAGGUUGCUGCAAUCCAUGAAUUGCACAUAUGGGCGAUUACAGUCGGAAAAGUACUCUUGGCUUGUCAUGUCAAUAUUAAACCUGAUGCUGACAUGGUGCUGGAUAAAGUGGUUGAUUAUAUUAGGAGGGAAUAUAACAUUAGCCAUGUAACCAUUCAAAUAGAAAGAGAGUAUUGA
Molecule: messenger RNA, 1128 nt
Organism: Solanum verrucosum
Lineage: Eukaryota; Viridiplantae; Streptophyta; Magnoliopsida; Solanales; Solanaceae
Product: metal tolerance protein 1-like
Exons: 1
Coding region: 1-1128 (375 amino acids)
Biological process (GO): zinc ion transmembrane transport
Cellular component (GO): vacuole; plasma membrane
Molecular function (GO): zinc ion transmembrane transporter activity
Source: RefSeq, a predicted model, not a curated record